UAGAGAGCAAGACCGUACUGCUUCCGCAACAAAGAUGGCGGUACCCAUGAGUAUAGGGUCCCUUCUGCUGUCGGAACUAAUUGAAGACCCAUUAUAUAAAGAUGAAGGCCUCUGUGUCCUGGGAAUAUUCGGGAAAAGCGCAAUGCAGCCUGGAUCUGCCAAAGAAUCCCUCAUAAAUACACUGGCAGAUAAGCAUGUAUUUCCUCUGUUUGGGCCGGAUGAACCGGACUGUCCCGGAGGGGGAAGCUUUAUUCAGGCGUAUUAUAACCAGGAGAGUCGUGUUCUGUAUCUGGUGCUUACUUCUGUGUGUGACAACCGACAGCUUCUCCGGGCGUGUGAAACUUUAGGUGCGGGGAUCGGGCACUCGGAAGCGCAUGAUUUCUGGAAAGGGGCGGAGAAACAACAUUGUCUGCAGUUACUUUACCUCUUCUCGCUGUGCCAUGUUUUGCUCCUGGUCCAUCCUACGUGCUCUUUUGAUGUCACCUACGACAGGCUGUUCCGCGCCUUGGACGCGCUUCGACAGAAAGCGCUGCCAUUGCUACGUGCCGCCAUAAAGGACUCGCCAGUUUCCAAGGAAUGGAAGGUUAAUUGCAGGCCAUGUCCUCCGCGCCUGCUCUUCGUAUUCCAGAUGAACGGAGCGCUCAGAGUGAGCGGCGGGACUUCGGGAACGGGACUGGGUGGUAACGGCACAGACUCGCUUGGAGGUGACAAGCCCAAGAAGCACUCUCCACGGAGGCGACUCCAGCAUGCUUUGGAGGACCAGAUAUACAGAAUUUUCCGUAAAAGCCGAGUCCUUACCAAUCAGAGCAGCAAUUGCCUCUUUACCGUGCCUGCUAACCAGGCUUUUGUGUACGUGGUUCCUGGGCCCGAUGAAGACCCGGUGGGAGCCUUGCUAGGGCAGCUUCGGGCAAAUUGUGCUCUCAGAGAAAAUGAUACGGGCCUGUCUGUGUCCGGACCGAGGCGCUACCAGCAGAUGCGUCAUGCCGCAAGACAGCCUUCAUUCACUGUGGAGAAUAGCAGCCUGUCGUCUGCGGGUGGGCAGUUGGUGGACUGCACCCUGAAGGAAUUCUUGUGGCAGCAUGUUGAGCUCGUAUUGACUAAGAAAGGCUUUGAUGACAGUGUGGGUCGCAACCCACAGCCGUCACAUUUCGAGUUGCCAACGUACACGAAAUGGGCCCAAGUCGCUUGUAGAUUGUAUCAGGUCAUGAUAGACAGUGGUGAUGAAGAAACGGCUGAGCUUGCCGCCAAAGUGCAGGGACAGCUGAAGGUCCUGGAGGGUUUUCUUGAUGCCGACGCGAAGUUCUCUGAAAACAGGUGUCAGAAAGCUCUGCCGCUCGCUCACAGCGCGUACCAGUCCAACCUUCCGCACAAUUACACCACCACAGUGCACAAGAAUCAGUUAACGCUAGCGCUACGUGUGUACAGCCAACACGCUCGUGGAGUGGCGUUCCAGCGGUACGCUCUGCAGCUGCACGAGGACUGCUAUAAGUUCUGGAGCAACGGACAUCAGCUGUGCGAGGAACGCAGCCUGACGGACCAACACUGCGUGCACAAAUUUCAUCUGCUACCUAAACCAGGAGAAAAGCCAGAAAUGGACCGAAAUCCACCAAUCCUCUUCCACAACAGCAGGGGGCGCUCUACCAGCUCCUGCAACUGUGGUCGCAAGCAGGCCCCCCGCGAGGACCCCUUUGACAUCCAGGCUGCCAACCACGAGUUCUACCAAAUUCUGGAGGAAAAGUGCUGUGCUAAGCUAGAGAGGACCCACUUCCCCGUCUUUCAGCCCAGCACCCUGGACCCUGCGCCAGCCUGUGAUGAGGUGCCCCAGCCUCCCGAGUCGGGGGUGGUGGUGGUGGUGGUGGGGGGCUCCGGGGACGGGGAGCGUCUGAAGGAGAAGGAGGCCGUGAGCCACACCCCCGGGGACAGCACCAGCCUCAGUCUGGCGCUCAGCCUGGGCCAGUCCACGGACAGCCUGGGUCCCUACGGCGACGGCGGGGAGGGGCAGGAGAAGCGGCCCAGUCUGGUGGACCGCCAGCCCUCUACGGUCGAGUACCUCCCCGGCAUGCUGCAUUCCGGCUGUCCCAAGGGGCUCCUGCCCAAAUUCUCCAGCUGGUCCCUGGUUAAGCUGGGCCCGGCCAAGGCCUACAACUGCCACACGGGGCUGGAGCAGCCGGGCUUCCUCCCGGGCUCCGCCUUCCUGCUGCCCUGGGACGUGGUGAUUCGCUGCCGGGCGGAGGAGGAGGCGGGGCUGUCGGAGCCCCUGGACGGAGGCCCCUCCUCCUGGCCGGCCCCGAACAAGGCGCUGGCGGGCAAGCGGGGCGGGGUCGGGGGGCUGGGCCGCGGCCGGAGGCGGGACGACGUGGCCCGGGCCUUCGUCGGCUUCGAGUACGAGGACAGCAGGGGGCGCCGCUUUCUCAGCUCGGGGCCCGACAAGGUGGUGAAAGUGCUGGGCCCCGGCGGCGCCAAGGAGCCCGCCACCCGGGUGCUGAAUGCCGACAUGCCGCUGUACAUACCCUCCCCUGCCCAGGGGCGGGGCCUCAAGCCCCACUACGCCCAGCUCUCGCGGCUCUUCGUCGUCGUCCCCGACGCCCCUCUGGAGAUCACGGUCAACCCGCAGGUCCAGCCAGGUCCGCCCCCCUGUCCGGUGUUCCACCCGGAGCAGACUGAGCUGGUGCUCCCUCCCGACGGGCUCUGGGUCCUGCGCUUCCCCUACUCCUACGUGACCGACCGCGGGCCCUGCUACCCGCCCAAGGAGAACCAGCCCCUGGCCAGCUACCGGGUCCUCAAAGGCAUCCUGCGUGCUAACACCGCCAGCACCCCGCCCCAGUGACCGGCCCUCGGGACCUGGGCCCAAAACGUGAAUAAUGCGGGCCGGCCUGAGGGAUGCGGUCCUGGGAAGCAGAACCGACCACAGAGGACGAGACCCAAAGUCCUUUCCCGUUCUGCUACGUUUCUGACAUGUCCCCCCUGACAAGGAAGAGCUGACAGCCACAGCACCAGCUGUGCCCCAGACAGUUUACGCUUGUGCUUGGUGGAUUUUUCCACUGAUGUGGAGACUCACUGUAGCUUACAGAACCAUAGUGAUAAGGACAAAAGUACAUUUUUCUUCUUUUU
Molecule: messenger RNA, 3111 nt
Organism: Anguilla rostrata (American eel)
Lineage: Eukaryota; Metazoa; Chordata; Actinopteri; Anguilliformes; Anguillidae
Gene: smg8
Product: SMG8 nonsense mediated mRNA decay factor
Exons: 4
Coding region: 35-2827 (930 amino acids)
Biological process (GO): nuclear-transcribed mRNA catabolic process, nonsense-mediated decay
Source: RefSeq, a predicted model, not a curated record